Molecule: messenger RNA, 1025 nt
Organism: Aedes albopictus (Asian tiger mosquito)
Lineage: Eukaryota; Metazoa; Arthropoda; Insecta; Diptera; Culicidae
Product: oxysterol-binding protein-related protein 11
Exons: 2
Coding region: 111-743 (210 amino acids)
Biological process (GO): receptor recycling; retrograde transport, endosome to Golgi; endosome organization
Cellular component (GO): early endosome; trans-Golgi network; recycling endosome
Source: RefSeq, a predicted model, not a curated record
GUUUACACAAAGGAUGUGACAGCUAUUUGUUGAGUAAACAGAAAAAUUAUUUUCAUUUUACAGUCGUUUUUUUUUUACUUCAGACAGAUAAUAUUGCGGUUUUACGAAAAAUGGAAUCAAGUUUAAGUAAAUUCUUGAACAUGAACAGACAGCAGCUUAGUGGUCAAUUGUACAAGUACACUAAUGUAGUUAAAGGAUGGCAAUACCGAUGGUUCAUAGUGGAUGCACAAGCUGGAUUGCUCAGUUACUAUUUGUGUGAACCGUCGAACGAUGACUCAAAUCCACUUAUCAUUGGAAACUCCCCUCGAGGCCAGGUGCAUCUGGCUGGUGCAGUAAUAUGUCCAAGCGACGAGGACUCCAAAACAUUUACAGUCAACUGUGCAUCAGGAGAUAUGCUGAAGCUCCGGGCGGGAGAUGCCCGAGCGCGUCAGGAAUGGGUUGACGGGUUGCGGGCCAUCGUCGAAAGCCACUCCAAUGCGGCCGCUUCAUUGCCGCCGCGGGAUCAAUUGGCUGCUCACGACGCUUUCGGUGCUGCCCGGCAACAGAUGCAGCAAACCGAACUGAGCAAUGCGGCCCUGGCGCGGGCCAUCGAGAAUGUGACCAGCCCGUUGGCCCACACCGAUCCGGACUUGCUGAUGUUGAAGGCGGUUUCGGCAGCUAGCACGCAGAGUUUGCUGCAGUGCUUCGGGCUGCUUCAGAGGCAUAGCGAACUGGCGGACACUAGAGGGGAACCUACUUUUUAAGCUUUUAAAACGCGUUUAAAUUCCUUAUAUUAAUCAUACAAGAGGAUGCUUUUAAUUUCAACCUUUCCUUUCGAUGUUGCACAUAGAAUGUUGCAUAUUAUAAUCCAAACAAGAAUUGUUAAUGAUUUUAAUAACAGUUGAUAAUAUCGUUUCCAACAAUCAUGCUUCAUUCGGUACGCAUCGCUCAGCGGAGGGGCAGAUGCCGUGUCGUGUGGCAUCAAGUCGUUUGGCAAAAUAGUCAUUUCUAGGCAUUAUUCUGAAUAAAAGACAUAUGAAGCUGAA